Molossus molossus (Pallas's mastiff bat) is the source of this 1567-nucleotide messenger RNA. RefSeq names its product SLX4 interacting protein (gene SLX4IP). The transcript has 9 exons. The coding region runs from base 421 to 1479 and encodes 352 amino acids. The record is from RefSeq and is a predicted model, not a curated record. NCBI's taxonomy places the organism in Eukaryota, Metazoa, Chordata, Mammalia, Chiroptera, Molossidae.
CACCCCGGUCUGGAGCCUUCAGAAUGUUUCUGCAAGGAAGAGGCAUCGAGCCAAGGCUGAAGGAAGCCCCUGUGUGAGUGCAGACGACCGGGAGCACCUCCAGCAGAGCCAGCAUCCUGUCUGCUUUGUUCUCUGAUCUGUGUUCAACUCCUGGCACAAGUGCAGGGAUUUUGCUGUCCUGGUGGAUCUUCAUGUAUCGCCUCAAGGUUCAAACAAAGACACCAGCUGGUUUUCUGAAAAGAACAAAGAGGGCAAGGGGGACUGUAUAUUAAAAGAGGAAGUUAAAGUGAUUAUUCCAGGAAAUCUGUUUACUGUUAAAAGAAACCAUUAAUUCAAGAGUUAAGGAGUACUUGGAAGUUCGUAAACAGCGCAGGCCAUCAAAUACAGAAUUCACAAGAUCCAGUCCCUUGUCCUUAAAAGAUGAAAAUUUCCUCUAAUCAUGAAAACAAAACUGACUUCAAAUUAACCAUGGGGAAGCCAGGAGCACUGUCCUGCUUGAACUACCAUAUGGGAUAUGGCUUCCAAAUCACAGCCUAUUUCCUCAAGAGAGGGAUACACCUUCGCUGCUUUGGAGGUUCACAGAGUCGUGAACUUCGUGUAUUUCCUGACAGAUUUGUGGUCUGUGUAAGUCAGCUUGCAUUCAAUCAUGAUCUUUCAAGACAGAAUGAAGAAUUGACGGAAAGAGCUCUCCAUGGAGCGUCUGAUUAUUUUGCUGAGUGUGCAGAGAGUCCACUUCCUCCCAGUGCAGAGCUCAAGAGAAACACUCUGAAAGAAAUUAUGAAAAGAGCUGAAACAAAAGGCAGCAUCGUGAGCAAAUCACAGAGCAUCGGGGACAUUGUGGGCACAUCAGGUGACUCAGUGAUUGCAGAGAUGGCCGUGAGAAGUGCCGGUCAGGCUUCAUCCAGUGCCCCUUCCGCGUCCACGGGGCAAGCAAGCGAUUCCACACAGGCAGCUGGGCGUCACUGGAGGCGUUCUGUUCAAAAGCUGGAAAAUGUUCAUCAGACCCAGCCAGAAGACACCAGCAGCCAGCAAAAACCUCAUCCUGGGGAGUGGCUAGAGACAGGGCUUCUAAGCGGGAGCCCUGUCUGGAGCAGUGAGUCAGCAUCACCAGGUCCAAAACAAAGUCCACGAGGGGCCAGAACACAACAGAAACGCAGGAACCGCGGCUCUGCGGAGGACUCCGACCACCGCAAGAGAGUUUCUCUUGGAAGUGAUCGAUUCCUCCCGAGAGAAAUAAUAGUGGAAAAAAGCAAAGCAGUCAAGGUUUUGCCCACUAUAGAGCUGUCAGAUCCGGGGUUACUUUUGAAACAAGAUUUGGUAAGAACCAUGUCUAGUGAAGAGUUGCAUGUUUUGGAAAAUCUGCCCUCCAGACAUCUUGUGAAAAGCAAGCCAGGGAAGGCAGAGCAAACCGGCUCAGCCACAAACACUGAAAGAUUCGCUGCAAUCCAGGCCAGCCCAAUGAAGAAAAGGAAGAAGUAGGAAAGAGGCCACUGACCCACUACAGAGGAUUGCAGAAUUGUGGUUGAGGGGCACAGUGGCCAGACCCAUGAAAAGUGAGACGUGUGUA